GCCUGGUUUUGCAGCAGCCAAAUGACUGCCAUUUAUCCAAAAUUCACCAAAGUGGUGCCCAUGUUCCUUGAUCCAAAUUACAAACGAUUCUCCAAGAUUGGUGAUUAUUUGCCUCCAUUUGGAAUAAAAUCACAAGAAAAGAUCAUAGAUAUUCUUCUGUCAGCAACUAAGAGCUAUGGGCUUGGAGAGGAACUUGACAGUAUGAGCUGUAAGACAUGCAUCAUCGUAGGGAACGGAGGAAUCCUCGCCAACAAGUCUCUAGGACAGAGGAUAGAUCAGUUUGAUGUGGUGGUCAGGUUAAAUGAAGCCCCAGUGAAAGGCUUUGAGAAAGACGUUGGUUCUAAGACCACUAUGAGGAUCACCUAUCCAGAGGGAGCCAUCCAGAAGAUAGAACGCUACGAGGCUCAGUCUCUGUUUGUCCUCUCUGCCUUUAAAGCUCUGGACUUCAAUUGGCUUCGACACAUGGUCUUCAACCAGAGGCUGCAGAGCACUGAUGGCUUCUGGAAGUCGGUGGCCAGACGUGUUCCGCGGGAGCCCAGCGACAUGCGUAUCCUGAACCCAUACUUCAUCCAGGAGGCCUCCUUCAAGCUGAUUGGCUUACCUUACAACAAUGGACAGAUGGGCAGAGGGAAUAUCCCAACGCUGGGGACAGUUGCCAUAACGAUGGCCCUUCAUAACUGUGAUGAAGUAGCUGUUGCUGGAUUUGGCUACAACAUGAGCACUCCCCAUGCUCCUUUGCACUACUAUGAGAAGAUCAGGAUGUCAGCCAUCAAAGAGUCCUGGACUCACAAUAUAUCUAAAGAGAAGGAGUUCCUGGUGAAGCUGGUGAAGGCUGGGGUUAUCCAGGACUGGACCAAUGGGAUCUGUGGUGCAGGAUGUUGAUGGUCUGCACUCAGCCUUGUAGCUCCUUGCCUGCAACACUGUGCUCACACCCACCUGCUCCAGCACCUGAAGAGGGAAACUCAAGGGUCUGUCGGCCAUGUUCCCAACAGAGAGCAACAUGGUCACUGCAGAGACACUGUGUGCAUAUGAGGCUUUCUGACCAGGACACACUGCCGCAGUGUUGCAUUUUGACAUAUUGCAAUUGGCCUCUGCAUUGUUUCGCAGUAUUUAGCUCAUCCUAGUUGCAGGUUAGUGUAUAUAAACAUGGAUUUGGUGCCCUGGCUCAGGUGUAUGUCAGUAGUGUUGGGGAUUAAACCAGUACGUGGACCAGGCUUCCCUCUUACCAGAACUGUUGCAGUCUGUAGAGACGAGGAGAGGCUGGAGCUGCUGGGUUUAAACAUUGAGCCUUUGCCAAGAAUACCUCUACAAGUGUCCUUCUGCUCACACAUCUGAAUGUAAUCUGCAUCAAACCUAUAGUCACCGAUUUCUAUCUUCUAUUUUCUGUGUUAAACAGGGUGCACAUUACAUGGCACGAGUCAGCCGUCCUGAGUCAGUUUCUGACAUCUGAGAGUAGACCCUCCCAUCAGAGCUUGUUUUGUCGAGUGGGUCAUAGUUAAUAUGAAGCCAGAGAGCUGGGGAAUACGAGCUAAAGGAUAGUACACUCAAAUUAAGCUCACACACAGUUGCAGAAGAGACACAUUACGUUUGUUCUUGUGAGGCAGCAACAUACCAUGAUCCCUCAAGACUUCAUGUCCACUGGAUGUGGAGUCUCAUUUCACCUCCAGUACAACUCACAUCUCUCAAGCAUGAAAUUCACUUGUUAAUGUACAGUAUAU
Lates calcarifer (barramundi perch) is the source of this 1718-nucleotide messenger RNA. Its product is annotated as CMP-N-acetylneuraminate-beta-1,4-galactoside alpha-2,3-sialyltransferase. NCBI's taxonomy places the organism in Eukaryota, Metazoa, Chordata, Actinopteri, Centropomidae. The record is from RefSeq and is a predicted model, not a curated record. The transcript is spliced from 8 exons. The coding region runs from base 22 to 882 and encodes 286 amino acids. Gene Ontology annotation, molecular function: sialyltransferase activity.